Molecule: messenger RNA, 987 nt
Organism: Olea europaea var. sylvestris
Lineage: Eukaryota; Viridiplantae; Streptophyta; Magnoliopsida; Lamiales; Oleaceae
Product: transmembrane emp24 domain-containing protein p24delta3-like
Exons: 4
Coding region: 145-795 (216 amino acids)
Biological process (GO): intracellular protein transport; Golgi organization; endoplasmic reticulum to Golgi vesicle-mediated transport
Cellular component (GO): endoplasmic reticulum; Golgi apparatus; COPII-coated ER to Golgi transport vesicle
Source: RefSeq, a predicted model, not a curated record
UAGUCAACCCCUCCACUCAUUAGGCGCGUGGGUUCUUCUCAUCUACCCCAAGAAGAAAUUCAACCUUUUGGACAAAUCCGAUCCAAUUCCAGCCUUCAACCUCUAAUUAUACUUACAAAGUUACGCACACUCAUAGGUGUACAGAUGAAGUCAGUAGAGGUCUGUUUGUUGGGUGUAGUGCUCAUUGUGGUGGGGCUGGUGGUGCCGGUGGCGCGGGGGAUAUGGUUGGACGUACCGAGUUCAGGAACAAAGUGUGUAUCGGAGGAAUUACACAGCAAAGUCGUCGUUUUGGCUGAUUUCUUUGUCGUCGGCGACGAGCAUCAUAUAAAUAAUAGCAUUGUUCCCACCAUUUCUGUUAAGGUUACUUCACCAUACGGUAACAACCUUUAUCACCAAGAAAAUGUCACCCAUGGUCAAUUCGCCUUCACGACAACUGAGUCUGGCAACUACUUGGCAUGCUUCUGGAUUGAUAACAGUCAUCAAGGAGAUAGGAGUAUGAGUGUUGGUCUUGAGUGGAAAACUGGAAUCACUGCCAAGGAUUGGGAUUCAGUUGCAAAGAAAGAAAAAAUUGAUGGUCUAGAACUUGAGUUACAGAAGCUUGAAGGAGCUGUGGAAGCAAUCCACGAAAAUUUAAUCUAUCUGAAAGACAGGGAAGCGGAGAUGAGGGAAGUGAGUGAGAAAACAAAUGCUAGAGUGGCUUGGUUAAGUAUCCUGUCCCUUGGUGUCUGCAUUGUGGUUUCGAUUUUUCAAUUGUUGUAUUUGAAGCGCUACUUUCAGAAGAAGAAACUAAUCUAGAAUUUUACUGUUCAUUUUUUAAGGCUCUUAGAUAUUCCAAUAACUCUAUAAUUUUGAAGAACACAGAAAUUUUCCAUACGUGCACUGUAGUGUUUGACCCUGUAUUACUAGUGAAUGCCUAUUUCGUACUAAAUUGAAGUUACUCUUGAAGUGGCUUGCAUAUUUGGUUGUUUAUUAAAUUAUAAUUUAAUA